AUCGGCUCCAGCAGAGCGGUGUCUUUUCCCGAUCGCGUCGCCGACGACUCCGUCGCGCUCCUCAACUGUCGUCGGUCGUCGUGGAUCACACGUGCGCACUCAUCGGGAGGGGCUGGUCCCGGUAGUCGCGCUCUCAGUGACGCGCGCUCGACUGUAAGCUCCGCGCGAUUUUCUGUACUGCUCGUAUAUUUGUUUUGUACCUUAUUCAAGACUGCGUUCGUCGACGUGCCUGGAUUGUGCGUUGUUACGACGACGAAGCUUGGCGAAAGAGAUAAUUCGACACUUUUCCCCAUCCAUCGAACGCUGUCGGAGUUCACUGAUUGGAUAACUUUCUUCAGUGCCAUCCGCCGAUUGAUGAACGAAAUGAAGGAGAUGUUCGUCUAACUUCAAUCUUUUUGCUGGUGCGUGAGGCAGGCCGCCUAGCGACGCGACCAUCUCUGAGAUGAGAUGCCUACAAAGAGAACUGCUAUGCGUGGUACGUCGGACCGGUUCCCGGGAGAGCAGCUCUCUAACAGCUGCAGCCACGGAGAAGCAGCGCCCCGUGGAGCACGAUGUGUGUCCCGCACACGGAGACAAGCUGCAGUUGCAGGGCCUCAGAAAACGGCCGGUCGGUGCAGCCAGCGACACCGCAAGGCCGUUCCACGAAAUUCCUGGCCCUAAACCGUUGCCGCUCAUCGGAAACAUCUGGAGAUACCUGCCGCUUAUAGGUGACAUGGACCUGACGCGUAUGCACCGCAACGCGCAGAAGCUCUUGGACCGGUACGGGACCCUGGUGCGAGAGGUGGUCGUCGGGGACCGCGUCGUCGUGCACGUGUUCGAUCCGCGAGACAUGGAGCACGUGUUCCGUCACGAAGGACGCUACCCGGCGAGGCUGUCGCACAGGGCGCUACUCAAGUACCGACGCGAGAGGCCGCACAUGUACAACAGCGGAGGACUGUUUCCUUCGAAUGGCGAAGAGUGGUUCAGGCUGCGACACAUGUUCCAGAAGCCCCUCAUGCAGCAGGGGGCCAUGUCUGCCUACGUGGACGUCUUGCAAGAGAUUACCCUGGACGUCGCCAACCUGGUACGGCAAACGCGGGACAGCAACACGCUAGAAGUUGAAGACUUCCUCAAGCAGCUCUACCAGUGGGCCCUGGAAUGUACGGGUGUGCUGGCACUUAACACAAGGCUGGGCUGCCUGCAGCAGGGUCUCAGCAGUGACUCGGAGCAAUCGCGGCUCGUGGAGGCCGCAUCCGAGACGCACCGCAUCAUCAUGGUGACGGAGAACGGGCUGCCCUUCUGGAAAGUGUGGAACACCCCGGCUUACAAACAACUGGUCCAGUCGCAGGAUUUCAUGGCCAGUGUAGUCAGCAAGUACCUGGAGAAAGCCAAAGUGGCGGAAGAGGGUCCCGAUACCGGAACAGAACGAACCGUGCUCGAGAAGUUCCUGUCUAUGCCCGGCGUUGACCUCAAGGACGUCUUCGCCAUGAUACUCGACAUGUUUCUCGCCGGCAUCGACACGACGGCGUACUCGACCACGUUCAUCCUCUACUACCUGGCCAUGAACCGGCGGUGUCAAGAGAAACUGGCUCUCGAGCUGGCAUCCCUGCUGCCAACCAAAGACUCAAAGCUCACCGCGGAACAACUUCACGAGGCCGUGUACCUGAAAGCGUGCAUCAAGGAAAGCUUAAGACUCAGUCCCAUUGCGAUUGGAGUCGGCAGGGUCCUCCCGGAAGACAUCGUGCUGUCAGGAUUCAAUAUUCCAGCAGGGACUGUGCUCAUCAUGCACAACCAGGUGGCCUGCCGACAGGAGAGCAACUACCCGGAGGCCGACGUGUACCGACCCGAACGAUGGCUCAAGGAGCGAACCGAGGGGACGCGGGCGCACCCUUUCACGCUGCUGCCAUUCGGCUACGGACCACGAAUGUGCAUCGGCAAGCGCUUCGCCGAGACCGUCAUGUGCCUGCUCGUUGCCAGGGUUGUUCGCAAUUUCGUCUUGGAGUACAAACACGAGGAUCUCGACUGCUUCACUCGGCUCAUGAACGUUCCGGACAAGCCACUCAAGAUGACUUUCAUCGACAGGAAUUCAUGAGCCUCGAAUUACCAAAGAUGCGCCGGAUUUUUUUCUUUUUAAUCGCGGUCGACGCUUUCAAACGAGGAGAGCUUUUAGCCAUGUGCGCUGCUUCUGGCGAUGAAAGAAAUUCCAGCGUCCCUCUCCACUUUGGCUGAAGUCUUUUUGCCAAAAAAAAAAAAAAGAAUGGUGAAAGCAUGCAGUGCCAACUUGGCAAGCGAGGUGCUACAGCCGUUAUUUGUAUAGCUCAACGAUGCUUCGUAGUGACGGAGCCCGUCUCCAUUUGUCUCUCUUGCCUUCCCGUGACUUGGCCGCUUCUCACGAGGUUUGGGUUUUCGCGUUUACAUCUGCGAUAAUACUUUGCGACCAACAAGUCACUGAAACGGCACAGAUAUCAGUUGUCAGGGGUAAUGCUGAUUCAUAAUAUUUUUUUUCUAUAAGGCCAGGGGUUCGAACUUCGACCACACCAACCGUAUUCUGGUAAAGAAGAGUCCCGACUAACGACGUACGAUAUCUUGUUAGAUUCAAGUGUGCCUGAGGCGGGGCAUUGUAGCGACCGCCAUGUUUUAUUCAUAUUGUUAGAGCAAUUAAUUGCGGCAGUUGUGGCGUACGUUAUGCACAUAAAGAAAAAGGCUUGUUUCAAGGAACUACACGCUGAAGUAACGUACACUACAGUCGACACUACCAACGGUACAAAACCCAACUUAAACGUGUGAGCGUGCCUGAAAAAAAA
Molecule: messenger RNA, 2783 nt
Organism: Rhipicephalus microplus (southern cattle tick)
Lineage: Eukaryota; Metazoa; Arthropoda; Arachnida; Ixodida; Ixodidae
Product: cytochrome P450 302a1, mitochondrial
Molecular function (GO): iron ion binding; heme binding; monooxygenase activity
Source: RefSeq, a predicted model, not a curated record